Molecule: messenger RNA, 2361 nt
Organism: Dicentrarchus labrax (European seabass)
Lineage: Eukaryota; Metazoa; Chordata; Actinopteri; Moronidae
Product: zinc-binding protein A33
Exons: 6
Coding region: 274-1668 (464 amino acids)
Molecular function (GO): zinc ion binding
Source: RefSeq, a predicted model, not a curated record
UUUUACACAGAAAACCGGAAGAAUUCACUGGCUGUGAGUGCCUAAAGCUACUCGGGCUAAUGUAUUUGUAAACAAUAAAAGGGAGGACAAUCGGGUGAAGAGGACCCUUAUUUAGGUAACUAAGAAUUUACGAGUGUUUAUUGAAACCAUUUGGAGUUAAAAGUACUGAAACUUACCACUGGCUGGGAAAAAUACGAGUGACACUGUGAAAGUGAAAGUAAGUUGGCUGUGUGAGACAAGCAGGAACUGACAACCACCGGAGAAAUCAACAGAAUGGCUGCUAGCACAUCACUAUCUGAGGUGGAUUGCACCUGCCCUGUGUGCUGUGACAUAUUUAAAGAUCCUGUUGUCUUGCUGUGUGGUCACAGCUUCUGUAAGGGCUGUCUUCAGGAGUGGUGGAGACAAAGUAGACUCCAGACAUGCCCGGUCUGUAAGGAACUAUUUCCAAUGGCUCAGCCUCCACGUAAUCUGGCACUGAGGAACCUGUCUGACACCUUGAGACAAGGGAGGAGUCAGAGAGUUAACUCAGAAGAGAUGUGCAGUCUGCACACUGAGAAGCUCAAGCUCUUCUGUGAGGAUGAUCAAGAGCUCAUCUGUGUGAUAUGUAGGGAUGCACAAAAACAUAAGAAACACAACUGCAUCCCCAUCAAUGAAGCAGCAGAGGCCCAUAGGACCCAACUCAAGGUUAAACUGACGCACUUAAAAAGCAAACUGGGGUCGUAUAAAACUGCAAAAGUCAACUGUGAUGAAUUGGCCAGACACAUCAAGGAAAGUGUUUCUCCUCAGCUCCAGGCUCAGCAGACAGAGAAGACAGUCAGAGAGGAGUUUCAGAAGCUUUACCAGUUCCUGCGAGCAGAAGAGGCUUCCAGGAUUGAUGCAGUGAGGAAAGAGGCGACGCUCAAGAGUGAAGCAAUGAACAUCAGGAUUGUUCAUUUGACUGCAGAGAUCUCCUCGCUCACCAACAAAAUCAAAACCAUAAAUGAGGAGAUGAAGGCUGAGGACAUCUCAUUUAUUCUGAAUGUCAAAUCCACUAUGGAGCGAUCCCAAAGCAACCUGCGACAACCAGAGACUCCAUCAGGAGCUCUGAUCAAUGAGGCCAAACACAUUGGGAACCUGCUGUUCACAGUCUGGGGGAAGAUGAAAAAUAUAAUCCAAUACACCCCUGUAACUCUGGACCCCAACACUAGUGGCUCGCACUUGACUCUAUCAGAACAGAUGACCCGUUCAACAAGCAACAACUAUUAUCCAGAGCCUGGAAACCUAGAAAGCAUGCGUAGCUCAGCCAUUCUCGGCUCUGAAGGCUUUAGCUCUGGAAAACACAGCUGGGAUGUGGAGGUGGGGGGUUUUGGGGCUCUUGGUGUGGCUACUAAAAUCAAGGAUCAAAUCUAUGGAAAGAUCUGGAGCAUCUACAUAUGUCCUUGCUUUCUCUUUCUGUAUGAACGUACUCCAGACAAUUAUAAGGAAGUUGAAUAUAAAGAUCUAUUUCCCUGUAAGGUCAGAGUGCAGCUUGAUUAUGACCAAGGAAUACUAUCAUUUUUAGACCUUGAUAGUAAAACACUUGUACACACCAUCAAAUACACUUUCACAGAAACAGUCUUUCCGUAUUUUUGUGACGUAAUAAAAAUCCUUCCAGCUGAAUUGUCAGUGGGGAGAAGACAACCCAGAUAAAUAUCCUGCAUUGCUGCAGGGGUUCAACAACAAGAUGAGGCCUUGAAACCUUAAAGAUUUACAGUAUCACCUACCUUAGCAAAUCCUGGACUAAUUGACACUUUACAUAUGUCACUUUUCUUUUCUUUUUUAUAUAUGAGUUUGUUUAAUAAUUAUUAGUUUCAUCCUAUGAUAUACUGUAGAUAUAAAAAGUGUAAUAAUUUGACUUCAUGUUCAGCUGCUUUAAGCAUAAGCAGGUAUAGCUAAUGGGUGUAUGUAUGUUUUAGAGGCAAAUAGACUUUUAGAGUUCAAUCAUGUAAAUAUCUUUUACUAUCAUCAGACUAAGACAGUUUUCUUCUUUUCAUCAUGCUUACCUGUUUUGGGGGAGUUUUUGCUUAUCUGGACAACACACCUGUUGAGGCAAAUGUGUGAUUAUUGUAUGGGUCAUAUAUAUGAAAAUGAAAAUGUAUAUCAAGUCAAAUGUAUCUUGAGUAUGUAUCAUGUUUCAAACAUAAAUGUAUCAUGUACCUGAAUUUUUCCUUCAAGAGUUCUUGAUGUUCUAGAGCUUAACUGUGUGUAAGUUAUCUGAUGAUAUAGCAUCCAUAUUGUGCAAUGAUCAAUCAUGCACCCGGGUCCAGGGUUUCUGCAGUAACAUGGUUCUUCUGAUUUCUGUCAGCAAGGUAAAAACAAUUACAAUAAACAAAAUGCAGCCUG